Messenger RNA from Ostertagia ostertagi, 432 nucleotides. The record is from the annotation of a GenBank genome assembly. NCBI's taxonomy places the organism in Eukaryota, Metazoa, Nematoda, Chromadorea, Rhabditida, Trichostrongylidae.
AUGGAAGCCAUGGUAUACGACUGUACACUCGAAGCGUCGGCGAUUCGUCACGCUCGAACUUGCGAUGGUGAGCUUUCGUUACCAGAAUCUCGUCCGGGAACGAGAGAGAACAUUCAAACGAUCAACAACUUGAAUCUCGACGAAAAUGCGGCCGCGGAUCAGGCAAUGACAAUCUGGUGGUCUGAAUUGGCACGAUCAGGUAUUCGAUCGGAUAUGCUGUUCGACUCCGCAACUCGUUAUCGGACAACCAACAUUGUUACCCACUGGUCCAAGAUGGCCUGGCACGACAAUGUACGUCUCGGAUGCGCAAUUCAACGUUGCAGAGGGAACGACGUCGGCGAGUAUAUCUACAAUGUGGCUGCCGUGUGCUCGGCUUGUCCAUCCGGUACCAUUUGCAAUGAUGCAACAGCGCUUUGUGUACGACGGCCCUGA